Pyricularia pennisetigena is the source of this 834-nucleotide messenger RNA. RefSeq lists its product as uncharacterized. The record is from RefSeq and is a predicted model, not a curated record. The coding region runs from base 1 to 834 and encodes 277 amino acids. The transcript has a single exon. Lineage: Eukaryota; Fungi; Ascomycota; Sordariomycetes; Magnaporthales; Pyriculariaceae.
AUGGGCCUCAAGGCCUGCCUCACGACACUUGCGGCGCAAGCAUUCCUGACAGGUGUCUCAGCCGCCCCCGGGUUCUCAUCGGCGCCGCCCGACGAGCUCCUACAGCCCGGCGCUGACAAAGCAAAUUGUCUCGGGUUCCGGGAGGCCCUGCCAGGUGAUACCUGCCUCUCAAUGGCCCUCGUUUCCGGCAUACCCAUCGAGCGCUUCCUCCAGAUCAACCCGCAGAUCGGCCGGGCCGAGGACUGCCCGACCAGGCUCCUCGCCAACUUCUACUACUGCGUCGCCUCCAAGCUCUAUGGUGGGGCGUUCAGCUACGUGAACCUCCCGCCGCUCACCGACCCGGGGCUGCAGACUCUACCACCGCCGACACCAUCGCCGCCCCAGGCGACCGAAGCCCCUGCCGCGCCGACCCGCACCCCGCCGUGGCGGGUCACGGUGCUAGAGGUGCUGCCGACGGCGGCGCCCGAGGGUGCCAAGCCGCCGGCGGACCUCAAGUGCGAGAUCGGGCCCGACGCCAACGACAACGCGUGCUAUAGGUCGUUUGCGCACUACGGGCCCACGGCCAGCUCGCAAAUGUCCGAGUGGUGCAAGACCUUUCUCUGGUCCGAGGUCUCGGCCACCGCGUUUGACGCCUGGGACCCGCACGCCAGGAUCCCAGAGGCCAAGGGCUGGCGCCUGCGCGGCGACUGCAAGGCGAGGUACGACGGCUUCCCGGCCGCCAUGAGCACUUUCUGCUGGUGCGUCCACGAGAAGAAGUAUCCCGCGCCCACGUGGAAGGCAAAGGCCCGAGUCUGCGUGAACCCGAUGAUAGAUCCUUGCACGCCUCCUGGUUGA